Messenger RNA from Eruca vesicaria subsp. sativa (arugula), 787 nucleotides. The record is from the annotation of a GenBank genome assembly. NCBI's taxonomy places the organism in Eukaryota, Viridiplantae, Streptophyta, Magnoliopsida, Brassicales, Brassicaceae.
GCAGUCUUUACCUCUUUGAAUCUCUUCUUACAUCAUUUUCUUCACCUGAGAACAGCAAACCAGUAGCCAUGGCUGAACAGACUGAGAAAGCUUUCCUUAAGCAACCCAAAGUCUUCCUAAGUUCGAAGAAAUCAGGGAAAGGAAAGAGACCUGGUAAAGGUGGAAACCGUUUCUGGAAGAACAUUGGUUUGGGUUUCAAGACUCCUCGUGACGCCAUUGAUGGACAUUACAUUGACAAGAAAUGUCCAUUCACUGGAACCGUUUCAGUAAGAGGACGUAUCUUAGCUGGUACUUGCCACAGUGCCAAGAUGCAGAGAACCAUCAUCGUUCGUAGAAACUAUCUCCAUUUCGUAAAGAAGUAUCAAAGAUAUGAGAAGAGACAUUCGAAUAUCCCUGCACAUGUCUCACCCUGCUUCCGUGUCAAAGAAGGUGAUCAUGUCAUCAUUGGCCAAUGCAGGCCAUUGUCAAAGACUGUGAGGUUCAAUGUACUGAAGGUGAUCCCAGCAGGUGCAUCUGCCUUUGCAAAGAAGGCAUUCACUGGAAUGUAAUAGUUUUUCUGAAGCUAUGGAGAGGUUUUCUUUGUUUGGUUUUGAUUUUGGAAUGUGUUGUUUGGUACUGAUCAAAGAUGAAUCAAAUGUUAUGUGUUUUGGUAUCUCUACAAGAAUCUAUUGCUUUGUGUACUUUCUUGGGUUAUCUAGAGGGUAAAAGAAGCGUAUGUUAAGCAAGAGAGCAAAUGAUUUAGCCUGAUUUGUCUAUGAGUUUUAUAUCUAAGUGUUACAGUUUUGAG